AUGGACUCUGGCUACUACAAAACCACCUGCGUUGACCAGAGCCCGCGACAGGCAAAAGCCGGGAGGCUCGAGCAUACGAUCAAGAAGGUUGUCGACACUGUCAAUACUAUACCGACACAUAAGAUGCCAGAUCUGAACGAGCGAGACCCUGCGAGAGCAGCCAACGAGUGGCAGAAUCUCCCAGGAAAUCAGCCCAACAACACCAAAGUACAGCGUGACAUAAUGAAUCUCAUUACGGCAAGGUACUCGCAGGUCGAUCCAAUCCACUACAGCACAAUCCUCGGAGGCCCGCAGGCGAAUGCCGGACACCUCGAGAGUGCCAUCAAAAAUUCCGACUAUCAAGUUAUCAUUAACAACCUCCACCGCAUGUCAAAGCUCUUGAAGCUGAUCCCGGAGGGCGAGACGCCUGAGAAUCGCGCAUUACACCUCACGCGCCGCGAAGCGUACAAGAAAGCUCUGCGCGCCUAUUAA
This is a messenger RNA of Alternaria ethzedia, 471 nucleotides long. RefSeq lists its product as uncharacterized. The record is from RefSeq and is a predicted model, not a curated record. The transcript is spliced from 2 exons. Lineage: Eukaryota; Fungi; Ascomycota; Dothideomycetes; Pleosporales; Pleosporaceae. The coding region runs from base 1 to 471 and encodes 156 amino acids.